Molecule: messenger RNA, 1826 nt
Organism: Mya arenaria
Lineage: Eukaryota; Metazoa; Mollusca; Bivalvia; Myida; Myidae
Product: cytochrome P450 1A1-like
Exons: 1
Coding region: 75-1619 (514 amino acids)
Biological process (GO): hormone biosynthetic process; progesterone metabolic process
Molecular function (GO): heme binding; iron ion binding; steroid 17-alpha-monooxygenase activity
Source: RefSeq, a predicted model, not a curated record
UUUAUUUAACUCAUAAUUAUUCUUCGGCGUAAACUUUUCAGUUGAAAAACAAAACAGAAUACAACACAAUAAUAAUGAAUAAUACAAUUACGGACGGAAUUUAUCGAUUUGGAAAAGGCAUCUAUGACCAUGAGCUUUCUGCAGUCAGCGUUUUAAUUUUGACAUUCCUGGCGAAUUUGUUGAUUGUCAAUGCAUUCAGACAGAGAAAAACAAAGCGCUACGCCAACGGACCCUGGGGUUUGCCUAUCAUCGGACAUUUACCUUUUUUCGGACAAAGUCCACCGGAAACGUUCGCGAAAUGGCGAGCGCAAUACGGGGAUGUCUUUCGAAUCAGACUGGGCAGUUGGAACGCCGUUAUUGUGAAUGGGUACAACGCUGUUAAAGAAGCAUCCGAAAAAGACGACGAUUUUUCUGGCAGGCCGGCGUUUGUCACACAAGAUGUUCUCAAGUCUGUCAACGGUGAUGUUUCUUUAGCCUUCGGACCAUUCAAUGACACAUACUUAUACCACCGCAAGUUGACUGCGAUCGCUCUUCGCAUGUUCACAAACAGGGGAGAUAAUUUAACCGAAGAAUUAAUUAUCGAAGAAUCUAACAGACUGGUUGAUACUUUACUGCAAAAAGCUGGCGAAAGUACGGAAAGAAACGUAAAACCCGAUAUCCAAUUUGCAGUUGGUAGUAUAAUAUAUCAAAUUUUAUAUGGACGUGGAAAGCAACUAGAUAUUGAAAAUGAUCUUAAACGAAUGGUUGAAGGAACUAAUGAAUUCACGAAAUUCACAGGAAAUGGAAACCCUUUUGACGUCAUGCCUUGGCUGCAAUACGUUAUGCCUGGACGAGUUAAAGAAUUCAAAUCAAUUCUUUCUGAAGGUGUUGGAAUGCGUUUGCAACAGGUUCAAGAACACUUGGAGACGUAUUCCGAGUCGAACAUUCGCGACGUAGCGGACGCACUCAUUGCUGCAGAUAUUGGUGAGAACGACGCCACGGGUCCGCGAAUCACCAGAUCAAGAAUUCUUACCACUCUGGCUGACUUACAAGGUGCAGGAUUUGAUACGACAAACAAAUCAUUGCAAUGGCUAACGUUGUAUAUGGCGUCAUAUCCGGAAGUACAGGAACGUGUGCAUGAUGAAAUUGAUGACGUCAUAGGAAGUGAAAAGCACAUACGUUACAGCGAUCACAAUAAAUUGGUAUAUACUGAGGCUACAUAUUACGAAGUUAUGCGCAAAGCAGCCAUAGCGCCAUUCGGGCUUCCGAAGUGCGCCACCACCGAUACCACCCUUGAUGGUUUCAACGUUGACAAAAACACCGUCGUGUUCUUCAACCUACAUUCCAUCUCACACGACAAAGUAUUUUGGGGUGACCCUGAGGAGUUUAGACCGGAGCGUUUGAUUACCAAAGACAACACUCUUGAUACAGCAAAAUGCGGUCAUAUUUUACCAUUCGGUCUAGGACGUAGGAAGUGUGUGGGUGAAUUCUUGGCGAAAAAGGAGAUCUUCAUAUUGUUUGCAACACUGAUGCAGAGAUGUAAAAUAGUGAAUCCGGAAGGAGAAACGUAUGACUUGCAAGCUGUGCCGGGCUUGGUGUACUCGCCAAAAGAUUUCAAAGUCUUGGUCCAAGAGCGCUGAAUGGAUAAGCAAGUUUAAAAACGUGUAAAUUGAAGACAAAAUUCGCUCAUGAAAAUGUUUAAAGGAAUUAUAAUAUGAUUGAGAUGAACGUCUUGUUAUAGAUCUGAGUAGGAGCAGUAGUAUACAUAUGUUGUUCAUCAGCAUAUUAUGCAUGUGCAUUAUUGCUAUAUGACCAGCGUUGUGAAUCAUGCUGUAUUACAAUUGACG